Neltuma alba is the source of this 1306-nucleotide messenger RNA. RefSeq names its product probable carboxylesterase 8. NCBI's taxonomy places the organism in Eukaryota, Viridiplantae, Streptophyta, Magnoliopsida, Fabales, Fabaceae. The record is from RefSeq and is a predicted model, not a curated record. The transcript has a single exon. The coding region runs from base 124 to 1230 and encodes 368 amino acids. Gene Ontology annotation, molecular function: hydrolase activity.
CCUUAAAAAUAAAAGACACGUCAUUUGGAUACAUGGAGAGGCUGAGAGAGAAUUUCUCCAUCCGGCCGGCCAGGGCCAGCAGUAUCAACCUACCUAAAUUAAGCGGCAAUUUAAUGAGACGAGAUGGUUACAUAUGAGCCGCAGCUUCUUCUUCUUCUUCUCCUGAGUGUGACGGGGCCUCCCUCCUCUAAAGUCUCAACCAUGGCCAACCAACCUCCCCCCGCCCCCCACGAUGCAACUUCCUCCCUCGACCCCUACCAAUUCCUCAGCAUCAAACCCAAUCCCGAUGGCUCCAUCACCCGACUCCGACCCAUCCCCUCCGUGCCCCCUUCUCCCGCCCCCGCCCCCGCCCCCGCCCCCGCCCAUUCCCUUUCUCUCUCCAAGGACCUCCCUCUCAACUCCUCCUUCGACACCUCCCUCCGCCUCUUCCUCCCCCAUCCUCUCCCUCCCUCUCCCCCCAAACUCCCCGUCGUCAUCUACUACCACGGCGGCGGCUUCGUCUUCUACCACCCUUCCUCCUCCAUUUUCCACGAUUCCUGCAUUGCCUUGGCCUCCCGUUUGCCCGCCCUGGUCGUCUCCGUCGACUACCGUCUCGCACCGGAGCACCGUCUUCCUGCGGCCUACGAAGACGCUGUCGAAGCGAUCGAGUGGGUCCGAAACCAAGCCCGGGAUCCCAACGCAUCCGAACCCUGGAUGAAAGACCACGCGGAUUUCUCCCGGUGCUUCCUGAUGGGAAGUAGCGCCGGAGCAAAUAUCGCCUACUUCGCUGGUUUACGCGCCACUGAUCUUGACUUGUCUCCGCUGAAGAUCCAAGGCCUGAUACUAAACUCGGCUUACUUUGGUGGCGUCCAGAGGACGGCAUCGGAGGUGAGGCUGGCGAACGAUCGCAUUCUGCCGCUGCCGGCGAACGAACUGAUGUGGGCCCUGUCUUUGCCACCUGGCGCCGACCGGGACCAUGAGUACUGUAAUCCGACGGUGGGUGAUGGGAUCUACGGGGAGAAGAUCGGACGGCUGCCAAGGUGUUUCUUGAAUGGCUACGGCGGGGACCCACUGGUGGACAAGCAGAAGGAGGUGGUGAAGAUUCUGGAAGCACGUGGAGUGGAGGUGUUCACCCAUUUCAGCGACGAUGGGUUCCAUGGAGUGGAGAUCUUUGAGCCUGCCAAAGCACAGGCCUUGUGUGAUAAUAUCCAGAAGUUUAUCUACGCCUCGGACGCAACCUCGGCUUUGUGAUUGUGAGCUCUUUCCUGGGCAUGGCAAUGCAUGAUCGUAUGGGAAGAAAUAAAUGUUGUGAAAUUAGUUAAACUAA